AGCCAACCCACCUUCGACCUCCUCCCGGCUAAUCGCCAGGAUAUUCCACGACUCUCUUAUAUUCACGUCGUGGCUUGUCUACCGGACAACGCCUUCGGUCUGUAUUUUGCCGACUCCAAAGAAUUCGAAAAGCGUGUGACGGAUAUGCUAGAAGGCCAAGUUGGUCACACAACCUGGAAGCACAUUAAGGCGGUUGAUAAAGUGACUGGUCAAAUUGCAGCGUGGGCAUCAUGGAAUACCCCAACAGAUGAUGAGAUCCACGAGCGUGACGAGAAAGUCACUGCCAAGGCUGCUGAAACGGGCCUUCAGAAAGGAGACUUUGACUUU
Molecule: messenger RNA, 327 nt
Organism: Talaromyces proteolyticus
Lineage: Eukaryota; Fungi; Ascomycota; Eurotiomycetes; Eurotiales; Trichocomaceae
Exons: 1
Source: RefSeq, a predicted model, not a curated record